GAUCAGUAACAAGGGUGGGCACACUUAUUGACACUACUGCGCAUGUUGGCAAACGUAGCCUCAUGAGUGACCAGACACCUAUACAGUACCAAAAUAUAUAUAACUUGUCUGUUAAUAACAGGUCAACGGACGCUCAGCACAUGCAUCAACCAGGUUCACGCAUAGAGAAUGUAGGCUUACCUCAUGGUGCUAACCUAUUCUGCAAUUACCGCAAUGUGGACUCGGUUAAUCGGUUAGCUUAUAAUGGUCUUCCACAAUCUCCGUUUGUGAUCUCGAUGGCCUACCCCGAAGUUCAGCAGCAUGAUCACAUGGGCAUCUCGACGCAUCCUGACUGUGUUCAAUACCAACCUUUCUAUAAUACCCUCGUCCCAGCUAUUCAAACACUUCCUAAUCAGGCGGGUGGAAACCAACAGCCUAGUAUUGAUCAACAUAAGCCGCCAGUCCGUAAAAAAAAACCAUUAUGUAUAAUUGAUCCAAUAACAAAGUCAGAAGUCAAUCUGGAAGAAGCGUCAAAAACUCCUAUAGAGCCACGCAAGAAAGAACCACUAAUACUUAUGCAACCCAUGGCAGACGAAUCACCUCCCAUACCACAAACAAAAGAAGAAAAUGAAAAACCUGUUUGCACCGAGUGUAAGGAUGAGGGUAUAUCAAGCGUAGAGACAGUGUCACAAGAUGCCACGCCUGAAGAGAAUGUGAUCUCAGAUGAUUUGUGUGAUGUCACCGAGCUCGCCAAGUCACAAGACGAGCAUUUGUCACAGGAUGAAACGGAAUCGGAUGAUGGGAAAAAAGAGGAUACAAUAGACAGACAGAGAUAUUCACGUGACUUUAUACUUUCUUGUAAAGCCUUGGGCGUAGAAGUAUCGCUAGAUAAUUAUAAGGAUAUCAUGAACAGCUUUGCAAAUAUCAAAAGAACUCGUAAUCAGCCUAAUUAUAUGCACAAGGGAAGGAUUAUUCAAAUACCUACAGCAAUAACAAUCAAACGCGUAGAGGGUGCCUUCGUCCCGUCAAAACUUAUUCAAGGAGCUAAUAAUGUAAUCGAUAGCUCUAAAGAGGUUGCUCGAGAAAUGAAUAUGAUUUUAAACCGCGUUUCACCUAGCAAUUUAGAGGUGACUAUCAGUGAUAUCGAGAAACUUAACAUAUCAACGCCUGAAGACCUCAACUUGCUGGCAAAGACGAUUUUUCAAAAAGGUAUCAGGCAGUCGAAAUACAGUAAAGUUUUCGCUAAUUUAUGUAAAGAGCUGAAAGGGUUGGAAGUGCAAGGUUCAGAACGUUUCCCAGUAUUAAUUUUACAACAAACACAAGAGCUGUUUAAUAAACCAUUAGAAGUCCUAAUAACUGAAUUAAAUUCUGCCAUUGACGCUAAAAUUGCGGCAGCCAAGGAUGAAUCAAUAAAACGAAUUCUCGAAGAUGACCGAGAAACAAAUAUCCAAAAGAAAACUGAUGCUUAUUAUGGAAAUAUAACAUUCAUUGCUGAGCUUUAUCUUGCUGGAGUUAUUCCAAUCAAAUCUAUUACUGAAUGCUUAAAAAAAUUAAAAGACUCUUCAGCCCCAGAAUCGCUAGGCUCUCUCAUAAUACUGUUAAAUAUAUGUGGCAGUAGUCUUGAGAAAAAUUCCAAAUCUAUGUUGGAUUUGUGUUUUAAGCGACUGGAACAGAUAAGAGAUUCUAAAACUCUUGAGCCUCAUCAGAUCUAUAAAAUACGAGAGUUGGUAGGAUUGCGUGCUCGUGAUUGGAAAUCUCUUGAUACUACUGUCCAACCUCAAGCACAAAUCGAUAAUUCUAGGCGAAUAAUAGAUGAUAAACAAAAGCGAAACUUCAUUCAACUAGAUACAACAAAACGUAAAUCUUCCCAGUCAUUGAAUCCUUUGACGCCUGCCAGUUUAGCUGUUACUUCACAAUCUUGCGAUUCCCGAAAACUCGGUCCAGCCGUAGGAAACUGGAGUCAUGGUAGUGGUUUACUGCGACCUUCUGAAGAUAACCAUUCAAAACAUAAUCAGCAUUCAGUACAUUCUCGCGAAUCAUCGCCACGAGUACCUUUGGGACCUCAAGGUGCUUGGGCACGUCCUUUGCCGGUAGGGCAAAAAGUGAAAGAAAAAGAUUAUGAUUCAAUGUUGGAGGAAACGAAGGGUUCUGCUCGUUCAAUAGUGGAGACGGUUUCAAGUUCCCAAAAUGAAGAAUGCCAUCAUACUAUUACUAAGUGUGAACCUGAAAAACGAUCAGCUUUACUUCACAAUAUAUAUGAGUUGUUAAUGGAAAGCAACUCAAAAAAACGAAAUGAAGUUGGUCGAUUUUGUGUAAAUAUGCUUCGCGAAGGAGUCCUUUCAGAAAAUAAUAUUAUUACGUCAUGUGAAAACUUUUUCAAACUAUGCGAUAGUGAUUGGAUUUCAGAUUAUCCACUAGGUUGGCAAUAUGUUGCAGAAAUACUUCAUCAUCUUAUUUGUGGCGAAUCCAAUUAUAUGAACACUCUUCUUCGAUCGGUUGAAUCUCUCCGCUCUGAUAACCGAGCUGUUGAAUUGGUAGCAGAUUGUAUUAAACGAAGCAAAACAUCGACAAGUAUUGAUCAACUUGUAAAAAAACUUCAAGCUUGUAACUUUACUUGGGAUAAACUCGGUAUGACAAGUAACAAAACUUGGGACUUUGUAUAUGAGCGAUCGAUAGAGUUCACAAUCUAUGAAGUUUAUAGCUAUGAAUCUGAAAAACUAAAAGAGCUCAAUGAGCUUACUACGAAUCCUUCAUCUCCAGAUAAAAUCUCAGGUUAUUUUAAUGCGCUAUCUCAGCGUAACCUGUCCAAAUGGUUUAUGCAGUCGAUCAUGCCAAUUUUGCUUAGAUCUUCAGAUCAAUCAAAAGCAAAGAUAGAUUCGUUUGUCAUGUCCCUGGGUAUUCUGGUUGAUCACAAGCCGGACAGAGAGUUUUACAUUUUAAGUGGCUUCCAAGAUCCAGCAUCAGACCAAGCUCUUAUCGGCUUAUGGCUUACUUCGUUAGUUGAAAAGAAAGUCAUAUCGGCCGACGCUUUAUCACAAUGGAAAAAAAGUGAUAACGACGGUUUUGUAGCCAAAAUUCUCGCUGAAAAUAUUCCCCUGAAUUAA
Molecule: messenger RNA, 3083 nt
Organism: Schistosoma turkestanicum
Lineage: Eukaryota; Metazoa; Platyhelminthes; Trematoda; Strigeidida; Schistosomatidae
Source: the annotation of a GenBank genome assembly